AUGGAUAACAUUGAAAAUCUCCGCGGUACCGCGGUACUGGACUCGCCGUCGUUGAACAAAGGCACUGGAUUCACGUUCACGCAGAGAGAGCGCCUCGGCCUGCGCGGUUUAUUACCACGCAAGUACGAGUCGCCAGAAAUUCAAGUCAGUCGGGCGUGGCAUCAAUUAUGCGCGUUUGAAGAGGACAUCAAUCGUUACGUAUACCUCGAGAACUUGCACAUGCAGAACGAGCGUUUGUUUUAUCGUGUGCUCGUCGAGCACUUGGAGGAUUUGAUGCCAAUCGUGUACACGCCAACCGUCGGAGACGCCGUGGUUAACUUUGAUUCGCUCUAUCGUAACCGCUGCGGAAUGUAUUUCUCACGCUUGGAUUCGGGAGUUAUGCGAACAAUGCUCGAUAAUUGGCCCUCUUCUGACGUCGAAAUCAUCGUCGUCACCGACGGUGGGAGAGUGUUGGGUCUCGGCGACUGGGGCACGAACGGUAUGGCAAUCAGCGUUGGAAAGGUUUCCCUCUACUGCGCGAGCGGAGGCUUCGAUCCAGCGAAGGCGAUGCCGGUUUGCUUGGAUUUGGGUACGAAUAAUACAGCCCUGACCGAACACGAGUAUUACCUCGGCUCGAACGAGUCCAGACUUACAGGGGACGCUCACCUCGCCGUGGUGACUGAGUUCUGUCUCGCCGUCAAGGACAAAUUUCCCAACUGCUUGAUACAGUUUGAGGAUUUCAAGACCGAAGAUGCCUUUCGAAUUCUCGAGCACUUGCGGAGAAAAGUGCUGUGCUUCAACGACGAUAUCCAGGGCACCGGGGCGACAAUUUUGGCGGGUCUUAUAAACGCCUUGCGAGCGCAGGGAACGUCGACACGAGACUGUCGAAUAAUAUUUUUUGGCGCCGGCUCGUCGGCAAUAGGCGUCGCGACGCAAAUCAUGCAACUUCUGAUAAGCGAAGGCCUGAGCGAAACACAAGCUAAGCACGCGAUUUGGCUCAUGGAUAGUAAAGGCUUGAUCACCGACACGCGCGAAGACUAUGACAAUCUGUCCAGCCAGAAGAGAAAAUUUGCUCAACACGGCGAGGAGCCGUGCCCGGAUUUGGGAGAGCUCAUUCAACGCGUGAAACCUCACGCGCUGUUCGGUCUCUCUGGUUUUGGACCAGUCUUUACUCGCGAACACAUAGAGUUGAUGUGCGAGCACAUCGGCAAGCCGAUCGUGUUUCCUCUUUCCAAUCCCACGAGCAAGGCUGAGAUCACUGCGCAAGACGCGUACACUUGGAGCAAAGGAAAGUGUUUGUUCGCCGCGGGAUCACCUUUCGCUCCAGUGACGAUCGAAGGAAAUACGUACGUUCCCGGCCAAGGAAAUAAUAUGUUCAUAUUCCCGGGAGUCGGAUUCGGGGCGGUUUCUGUGCGAGCGGAGUACAUUCCGGAUUCAUUUUUCCUCUGUGCGGCGCGCGCACUCGCCACGAUCGUGCCCGAGGACGAAGUACGCGCAGGAAAGAUUUAUCCAUCCGUCUCGGCCAUCCGUGCCAUCUCAAAGACAGUAGCCGUGGCCGUGGCUGAGCACGCGUAUGAAGUAGGCGUCGCGCAACUCUAUCCCAAGCCCGGCGACAUGGACGCCUUCAUAACUGAACGAAUGUGGUAUCCCAUGAAUGACGGGGCUGUUUGA
Messenger RNA from Ostreococcus tauri, 1650 nucleotides. Its product is annotated as Malic enzyme, NAD-binding. The coding region runs from base 1 to 1650 and encodes 549 amino acids. The record is from RefSeq and is a predicted model, not a curated record. Gene Ontology annotation, biological process: pyruvate metabolic process; malate metabolic process. The transcript has a single exon. NCBI's taxonomy places the organism in Eukaryota, Viridiplantae, Chlorophyta, Mamiellophyceae, Mamiellales, Bathycoccaceae. Gene Ontology annotation, cellular component: mitochondrion. Gene Ontology annotation, molecular function: malate dehydrogenase (decarboxylating) (NAD+) activity; NAD binding.